Molecule: messenger RNA, 1261 nt
Organism: Owenia fusiformis
Lineage: Eukaryota; Metazoa; Annelida; Polychaeta; Sabellida; Oweniidae
Source: the annotation of a GenBank genome assembly
GCAAGAAUUACCGCGAAAAUAAAAUAUUGCGCCGCAUAAAAUCAUUCAACAACAAAAGUUUGUCAAAUAAAGCAUAACAACAGUAAUGUGGAACAAUCAAGCAGGAGAUGGGGGCUUUGACCAGCAAGGUGGAUUUGCAUCUCCAGCUGGGGGAGGUUUCAGUUCUCCACAAUCACAGGGAGGAGAAAAAAGAGCUCGUCCAAGCAACAUCAUUCCCUGUACCAUAGCGCAAGUACUGUCAGCUAACCAUGAUGGUGACAGGUUUAUAGCAGAUGGCUUUGAAUUACAUCAGGUAACCAUAGUAGGGCUAGUGAAGUCUGUGAGUGUUGCCCCAACCAGGAUAGACUAUGGGCUGGAUGAUGGUACUGGUCCCAUUAUUGAAGUCAAACAGUUUGUAGAUAAUGAUGAAAGUGUACCAGAGGAGGAGAGAGUGAGCCCCAUGAUGGAGAACACAUACGUCAGAGUAUAUGGCAAUCUGCGAUCAUUCCAAGGCAAGCAGAACAUCACUGCCUUCAAGGUGCUCCCAAUCACAGACAUGAAUGAGCUCACUUCUCACAUACUGGAGACUAUCAAAGUACAUUUAGAGUUAACACAACCUGUAUCUGCAAACCAAACAAAUGGCCACCAUGAGACAAACGCUACACCAGCUAAAAACACAUAUGCAGGGGCCAUGACUGACAACAGUAUGUCUAAUGUUCAACAACAGGUACUAACGAUUAUAAGAGGGUCAGCCAGUGAUGAGGCAGGUAUCAGCAUACAAAACAUAAUGCAACAACUAAGAGGUCUACCUGAAAAAGCUAUUAGGGAUUCUGUUGAGUUCCUGAGUGGUGAGGGUCAUAUAUUCUCUACUAUAGAUGAUGACCAUUAUCGAUCUACAGACACGGACUGAUUCACAAUGCUUAACAUAUACAGAAAGAUCUUCAUAGUAUGUAGUAUCUCUGACAUACUAGUAAUCAUCUAAUGGACAAUAUUCAGUGACUGACUAAGGCUGAUUAUGUCAGCAUGUAGGCCAAUUGGUCAUAUUUAUGUGUUUUUGGCCAAUCACCCUGCUCAUUUUAUCAUUACAUGAGACAUGUUUUUUUAAGGAUAAAUGUUUGUUACACUUGAAUAUGAUGGAUAAAGUGUUUUUUAAAUCUAAGAAAUCUUCACUGGUGAUCUCAAGAUCAGAGAAUUAUGUUCCUUACUUCAUUACUUAUUAUCAUUAGUUUUUGUCAUUAACUAUACAAUGCAUCUGUCAUGUCUGUAAUCUUACAUAUACUGC